Molecule: messenger RNA, 5393 nt
Organism: Aquila chrysaetos chrysaetos
Lineage: Eukaryota; Metazoa; Chordata; Aves; Accipitriformes; Accipitridae
Gene: PIANP
Product: PILR alpha associated neural protein
Exons: 6
Coding region: 168-1082 (304 amino acids)
Biological process (GO): regulation of immune response
Cellular component (GO): membrane
Source: RefSeq, a predicted model, not a curated record
UUCCUCCUCCUCUCCUUCCUUCGUCCUGGCCAUGAGAGGCACCGGCAGCAGCAGCUGUGCUCCCCCAGCCCCCUGCUCCGCCGCCCCGGCUGCUCCCCACUCGUCUCCCCGCAAGUGAAGAAGAUGAGACAGGAUCCUCGCUGAGCAAAGACGCUGUUGCAUCUGAGAUGGAGCCCGGUGCCUGCAGGAUGCCUCCGCUCGUCUCCCGCAUCCACUCCCUGCAGCUGUGGCACCUCCUCCUCCUGGUCUCGGCCGUCCCUCCUCCUGGCGUCUGGUCUCUUCGCUCUCGGGGCCCGGCGGCCGCUCGGCCUCUUUGCACCCGUCGGAGCCCCUCGGCCCCGCGACCCAUUUGCAUCUGGGACAGGACCUCGCUGCCGGAGAGGGAUUCUCGCUUCGCCCUGCCGCGCCAGCGGGCCCCGGCACCCCGGGGGGGAGAGCUGCGGCACGUCGUGCGGCUGAGGCGCCAGGCGGCGGGGGCCCGUCCCGCCACCCCCUCCGGAUUCGAGGACGGCAUGCCCUCCUCCCAGUACCCCUGGGCCAUCGUGUGGGGCCCCACGGUGUCGGAUGAGGACGGAGGGGACGCCAACUCGGCCAACCCAGGCUUCCCGCCGCUGGGUUACACCUUCGUCUCGCCCCACGGCAUGGCGACGGCGCAGCCCAACUCCCACUCGCUCCUGCACAACGCGGGGCUCAACCUGCGCGAGACCCCGGCCACCCUGCGGCCCUUCUUGUUUGGGCCCCGGGGGGAAGGUGUGGACCCCCAGCUGUACGUCACCAUCACCAUCUCCAUCAUCAUUGUCCUGGUCGCCACGGGGAUCAUAUUCAAGUUCUGCUGGGACCGCAACCAGAAACGCCGGCGUCACUCGGGGCAGCAGAGCGGCGGGAGGCAGCAGGAGAGCCAGCAGCCCCUCGCGGACCUCUCCCCCACCACCGUCAGCAUCUUGGGACCCUACAGCGACUCCCUGGCCCCCACGCCCGAGGCGGAGGAGUCCAGGCAGGGCCAGGAGGGCUUGGAGAAACUGGGGGGCCACGGGAAGAGCACGGCCUUCCAACUCAACCGAAUCCCACUGGUGAACCUGUGACGCUCACGGAAGAAGCAGAGCUGGCUCCCCCCCCACCCUCCCGUCACAGCCGGCGAGCGCAGACUCCCGCCGCCUCUGCUACCCCAGGAAAAAAAAAAAACGACCUCCUUGUGCCACGGCCCGCCACCACCAUUAUUAAUUAACUCCGCCAGGACGUGCCUGGGCAAAAGGACGAGCCGGGCCUCCUUAGUGUCCUGCUGGGGGAAGGUUGGGGACCCCCCCCCCGCCCACGCAGGACAGGGUGAUGAGAGAGCGGGGUGGUGGGAGGGAAGACAGCUGGUGGUGGCGUGAAAUUUUGGCCUCCCCGGCCCCUCUCCUAGCACACACACACACACACACACGCUUGGAUCUCCGUGACUCUCUCACCGGUGCAUGCCUGACGUCGGGGGUAGGCGAGGUGGAAAGGCGUACCCCUGUCCCCGUGGGCCCUGACCCCUCUGUGUGUCCCCUCCCCACACGUCGUGCGCUUUGAAGUGAACGUCUGGAGUUCGGCGGCCGCGGGGUUGCCUGCCGGGGCUCGGUCUCCCCUGAGCCGCGACUCGGGUGGUGGCAGGUUCUUCUGCUCCCGAGGCCUUGGCCCUCCCGAGGGUCCCAAGGGUGGGCGAAGGUUGGGCAGAAGAGGCUCACACAGCACCUGGGCCCCCCCCCAGCAACCCAUGUCCUUGAAGGAAACAUUACCUCGCCCCUAGAUGGAAGAUACUCCCAUCUUUCCGUUUUUCUUUCUGCCUAACACUCCUCUGUUUUUUUUCUCUUCAGCUUGUAUCUUUCUUCAUCUCUCCGUCCUCAGUUUUUUUUCUCUCAGUUCCUCCCCCUGCCACUUCUCUUGCCAGUUAAAAUUGGAAAAGGUUCCUUUAGCUUUCCAAAUGUUUUGAUCUCUUGGAAGCCUCCUCGCUGUCCCCCUCCUCUCCCUCAGCCUCCUUCAGCAAGGUUUCUCUGAAGAGCAUCGGUCUAUGGUGAUGUUCUUCAGAAAACCUGAGGCGAAGCCCUCUGCCCAUCGCGUUAUUUAGCAAGCGUCCUGUUGCGGUACUGCCGAAGCAGCUAAAGCAUGGCAUGCAGAUUUAGCUGGGCACGAGGAACUUGAGUUUUGCCAGGCUGAGGUAGGGAACUGCUUUCAGACACUCACGCUAUGGGCAACAAGCAGCAGACGUGACUCUCUGUGCCUGGGAUGACAAAGAGCAAUUUGGAGUUGACCUUGGGAGCAUUGGGAGGGUUGCCCUGUGCUGCUGGUAGGUCUCUCCUGGAACACGAGGUGACUGGAGACCCACGAGGCAAUGCUCACCAAGAGCAUGGGAGAGGGGAUAUCUGGGGUGCCAACCUUCGUAAGUGUACUGUCCCAGCUGGUGGGGGACCGAAACCAAUGGCACAGGUAUCGGUGCAAACCGGUUGCCUGAGCAUGUACUUCGGGGCUGUGGUGGUCUGUAGGGCAGGCAGCCACGCUGACAGUUGCUUGCGUGGGCACGAUCGGUGCGUCUCAAGCUCUUCCUGUGCGUGGACCCAUGGGUGUCACUUUGAGGAAGUGUGAAAUGGCAAAUUUCAGCUCAAUGACAAUAGUUGCUCUCCCUUGGCUUUUGUGGACACCUUCAAAGUAAUUCACAGACCCCACGUUGACAGCCACUGAGCUGAAAUGAUGCAGAUUUAGGUAAGGUUGCCCCUAUACUGUACAAACACCUUCAGCUGCUGGACUGAUGUGGCCGGAGAAGGGAAACUCGCCCACAAUUAGAAGGCCCUAAUGCACCAUACAAGGUCUCUGACAAAAGUUGUCUUGGAGAAAAGGAAAUGGCCCUUUCAUCCUUUAUCUCUGCAGUAAAAGCCUAUUCUUUAUAGGACAAAGCACAGAGUAUUUCAUAAGAGGCCUGGUUCUGCCCAUUUACCUAGCUGAACUAUUAGGUGAUCUCGGGUCCCAUCUGACUCACCGUGAAGGACAUUUAAAUGAGAGUGUAAAUUGCAAUAAGCUUUGCAAAAAACAGUAGAGAUUUGGAGAAAAUGACAGGUCAAAUAAAAUUACUGGCUUAUUAAAAGCACAGAAUGGCUGAAAGAUGUAGCUGGAAAAGGACUCUGGAGGUCUCUAGUCUAAGCACAGGUUGAGUCUCCGCUUACAGCAGGGGAUAUUAUUGCUUUAUCCUAGAUCGAUCCCUUACCGAGCCUUUUCCUUACUCAGGCUCCGUUCAAGGCUUUGGUGGACAGUCAAGCUGCGGAUGGACAGGACGGAGAAGGGGGCAGAUGGCUGUUCCUGCCCCGCUCCCACGGCCCCCUCCAACCGAGGGCAGCUCGGGGCCGGUCCCCCGCUCGCUGGCACGUCAGCGCUGGGGGAGGCCAUCUGCACGCAGUCGGCAAGAGGCUGCGCGGCUUAUUGCUGGCAGUUUACGAUAUAAUGCCUUCAACCGGUUUAAGUAAUUUUCCAGACCGGAUUAAUUAGAUUGCUCUUUGAUCAAUAGCGCUUGUUGAAACAAGGCUAGGGUUUAGACUCCACUACUUCAAGGGCUGUCCUUGGACUUUCCCUUUCCACAUGCCUCGUGGAGAGAAGGUCUGUAAGAAGGUGGCAGGGCACCACGGGAGGCGUAUGAUGCAGGGAAGCCCUGCGCUCUGCUGGCCAGGCUUUUGUAAACUCUACAAACAAAUCAAACUGCGUUGUUUUUUUUUUCCUCCUUUAACGUGUCUCCGGUUUUGUUAAAAGUAUCUCCAGGGAACGAGGCCUUUCACAGGUGCUGUGGUAAGGGGGAAGCUGGGGAAUGCAGCUGAGAAAACUCUUACAGUGACAGAAGCUUGGAUAUGCUGAACAUCUUUUCCAAGACCAAUUUUUCUAGCCAAAUACGUUUCUAUGACAGUCAUUCACUCUCUCACACAAAACAGGUUAGAUAUGGGAAACAACUUCAUUGUCCUGCCCAAACUUUCAUUGCUACAUUUUGUCCCUGGAACAAAACAUUCAAAGCACGUGUGGACACAUAAGCUUCUUCCAGUCAAUAAAUAAUCCCACCGGAUCUGUUUUCUCCAUGGCUGGAGCCUUAUAAACCAUCUUCCCCUACGCAGACUGGAGCCAGAGCGUGCCUGCAGUCUCUUCCCUGGCCCAGGCUAAGAGUCCGUGAGACGCACACACGGACGGAUUGACAGCACCGAGUACCAAGCCAGGGCAGAGGCCAGCACCUUCUCAGUCACGGCCCACCAGGUUUCCCUGUCUUCUAGGUGACUGGAGGAGAAAGAUCUGGAUUCAUUUUUUCCAGUGGAAAUUUUAUGGAAAGAAAUGUGUGCGGGGAAAAUGACUGACAAUGUUCGUAGCCUUGGGCUGAGCCUGUUUCUGUGCCAUUAAAAGGGAACGUCCAGGUGGGCUGGGUGGGUUGAAGGCACCGUGUCUGCGCUGAGCUCCUGGAGGUUCGUGGCUUUGUUAAGGCAAGGGUGGUCUCUCUGUGAGCGCAUGGGAAGGUCUGGGGAGAACCUCUCCCCUCCGCCCUGUAGUGCUUCAGGGCAGGAACUGGAGUCUCCCUCUGCUCACCCGGCACAGUGGCACGACUGUGCCAAGGCCAAAUCCUGCUCGGGCUUCUCCAUCUGGUCGGUUGCGACUGGUAGGCAGGGGCGCAGACCUCCGGUGUGUGCUUCCACAGCGCUCCUCCGGUCCAGUUUACGGGGACUCGCAUCCAGCCAAGCAUCCCACAGCUUCAGAGAGGGCUAUCUACCUCUUCCUCAACGGCACCUAAGUGCCCUUGCAAAUUUGGUCCCUUCAUUCCCCACAAGCAAAAAUGCUUGGAAAGGAGCGGUUUGUUCAUUCCCCACAAGUUCUCAGACGCGAUCGCCUUCAGACUGCUCUGAGUUAAACGGUGGCACAGCCUUAGAGCCGAGUCCUGCAGCACAAAAGCCCUGGGCCAAACUCCAGCUCCCCGAUCGCAACCCCGCUGAUGUCUCACUGUAGUCCUGGCCCUACCUUGGCAAGACCAUAGAGGGGGGGCCCAUUCCUUCACCGACUGCUGGCUCUCUACUCCUUUUUUCCUGUUGUUUUCCCUCUCCCACUGUUUUCCCGCUUCCCACUCCUGUCCUGUACCAUGGUCUCCCUCCCAGUUAUCUCUCCCCUCCUGCUGUUUCGCUCUCCCCACUCCUCUCUUGUUCUCCCUUUGCCACUCGGUCUCGUUCUGCCGCGGCUCCCAUCCUCCCCUCCGUCCUCCCUCCUGCUUCCCCGCUCAGUCUCGCUCUUCUCCCUCCCCUGCCCUUGUGCGCUGUGAUAUAUAUUUUUGUAGGAUUUAUCUUCUCCUCGUGGUGAAAUAUUCAAUUCUUGUGGGAUGUUAGUUUCAACAUUUUUAAAUAAACCUUUGCAAAAUACUGAAA